Molecule: messenger RNA, 1092 nt
Organism: Triticum aestivum (bread wheat)
Lineage: Eukaryota; Viridiplantae; Streptophyta; Magnoliopsida; Poales; Poaceae
Source: RefSeq, a predicted model, not a curated record
AUGGCUGCCGGCGGCUCGACGUGGAGGCGUGGGGAGGACGGGGCUCCGCUGGGAUCCAAGGUGACGGUGUGCUCGCAAAGACGGGGCGGAGCGAGGCUUCAAGAGCUCCUGGUGGUGCAUCGAAAGAAGUGGGGAGGCAAAACCGAGGUCGACCUUCCAGUCCCGACGGCGGCGAGGCACGUCGAGGUCGAGCAUGGUAGCGGUGUUCCUGUGGGUCUCCAUGGAAAAGACAGAGAGCAAGUGAGAGAGGGAACCGGAGGGAAUGGGAGAAGUAGAAGCAACGAGGGGUGCGUGUCAAGUGACCGGUUUUUGGAGACGAGAUGGGGCGGGGAGGAGGAGGUCCUGGAGGUGAGGGCCGUCGCUAGUUGCUCCGGCGAGCGGUGCGAGGCGGCGGGGUCGAGCUCGGGGAGGCACCGGAGGUGGUGGAUGGCAGCAGCAGCAGCGAGGGCGGCCGCGGGAGAUCCUCUCCAAGAUCAAGCAUGUCCAGGCCAAGCCUACUGGCCGCCCUCGCAGGUGACUGCCUCCGUGGUGACGACGACGGCCUUGUCAUCCCCGGAGGCCACGGCGCCCCUCAAGGCCGACCUCCGCCAUGUGAGUGAUCUGUCGAUCUUGUCUCUCCAACAGUUCGGUUCUCGCUGCUUCGAUUCCUUUGAUUCAACAAGAUACUGUGUACCACUUCCGUGUUCUGGAUGCAUGCACGAGUUUGACAUGGACAAGCCGCCGUUGCUGCAGGAGGUGGAGGAUUUCUUCAGUGGCCACAAAAUCGAGGACUUUACCUUUAGUAGGGGCAGGCUGGGGAAAUGGCGGUGCCGGGCAAAGCUAGCGGUACGCGGAACACCAGAGAAACCACUGAUUGGCCUGUAUCAGGAAUGGACACAUACUGUUCAAGAUAUUCCCGAUUGCAGAGGUAGGACAGGAGGAACAUCAACAAGCGAUGGGAUGAAGCCCGGCCAUGGAAACCCACCGCAGCCUUCAAGACCUCGACGGCGGUCGGUGCUAUGGGGAUCCUGAUCAACAUGCAUCCCGGGUCCGCAGAUCAACGCUGUCACCAACGACAACAUCGUCAUCAACGUCUUCAACAACCUGAUCUGA